Molecule: messenger RNA, 834 nt
Organism: Sphaerodactylus townsendi
Lineage: Eukaryota; Metazoa; Chordata; Lepidosauria; Squamata; Sphaerodactylidae
Exons: 2
Coding region: 1-828 (275 amino acids)
Biological process (GO): DNA integration
Molecular function (GO): nucleic acid binding
Source: RefSeq, a predicted model, not a curated record
AUGCAAGCUGAAGCCAUUGUCAAGAACUGUGUUAACUGUCAGCGUGUGAAUUCGUCAGGGAACCAGCCUCGCCAGCAGGGGUCAGUGUUUAGGGGAAGUCACCCGGGAGCGAGCUGGCAGUGCGACUUCUCAGAGCUCCCUCCAGCUAUGGGAUAUCGAUACCUGCUGGUAUUCGUAGACACCAUGACCGGCUGGCCCCUAGCUUUCCCCUGCCGCACUUCCCAAACUAAGGAGGUGGUGAAGGUCCUACUGAACGACAUUCUUCCGCAUUGCUCCGCGUUGCCUGGACGCACCCGGGUCGCCUCUGCUGUUAGCCCCUUCGAAGCUUUGUUUGGCCGCCCCUAUCCCCUGACCAGGCCAGGUCUAGAGGACGCGGGGGAAAUUGGAAACACGCUGACCGCAAAAUUUCUGUGUCGCUUGGCAGCCACCGUCUCCGCCCUUCAUCGGGACCUUAACGAGCUGAAGCCCACUGGACUCUACGCCCCUUUACACCCGUUCAACCCUGGAGACUGGGUCUACCUCAAGUCCUGGAAGAAAGUCCCAUUGAAGCCAGUGUGGAACGGCCCCCACCAGGUCCUACUCACAACCUAUUCUUCCGCAAAACUCCACGGGAUCAAGCCCUGGAUUCACUAUAGCCGCCUAAAGCAGGCAGUGCCCCCUGCACUCGAGGAGCGAAGGAAAGACCGAGCCGCGGAUCCAGGGGACCUUUGGACUUCAGAGCAGGGCCCGGGACUCUGCCUACGUUUUCGCCGCCAGGUUACCAAGGACCCCGGAUCGGUGGUCGGAGCCAACGGGAGCGAAGUGGAGGAUAACGAAGACCGCGACUGAUCCCAC